Thermothelomyces thermophilus ATCC 42464 is the source of this 216-nucleotide messenger RNA. RefSeq lists its product as uncharacterized. Lineage: Eukaryota; Fungi; Ascomycota; Sordariomycetes; Sordariales; Chaetomiaceae. The annotation marks the transcript as partial. The record is from RefSeq and is a predicted model, not a curated record. The transcript is spliced from 2 exons.
CUCGAAUCCUUCAGCAAGUGGCUGCAGCUCAAGAUCUACCAGCUCGAGGUGACCAUGAGCGUGUAUAUAUACACGCCGAUCGAGAAGUUCAUAUUUUACUCGGUCUUGUUCCUCCUCCUCUCCCUCACCUUCAUCGCCACGGUUCUGUACCUGCCCCAGCACGUGCAAUUCAUCAUCAACCGCGCCUGGUUCUACAUGCACGGCGACUCGUACGAG